Molecule: messenger RNA, 315 nt
Organism: Klebsormidium nitens
Lineage: Eukaryota; Viridiplantae; Streptophyta; Klebsormidiophyceae; Klebsormidiales; Klebsormidiaceae
Source: the annotation of a GenBank genome assembly
AUGUUCCUUUUGGAGGAGCGCCUUUUGGAGGUAGAGUGCUGGGGUUUCCUUCAAACUGCUGAACUAGGAGCGGAAAGGACACUCCCUUUCGAAGCCGGCUUUGAGAAGUUGAGUUUGGUUUACAUGGGCGGAGGACCCAGCCGGGGGAGCUCCGACGAGAGUGCUUCUUCCUUGGAGGACCCAUCAAGCGACAGCGUCCUGGUUGUGAGAAUGAACCGGCAAGGGAGAGACGGCUUGUACCAUAACCAGGGAUACAACUACGGCUACAGAGGGGGAGCUGCUUAUCCAAAUGUCUCCUCCAGGAGAACCAGCUAG